UAUAUAUAUAUAUAUAUGUAUUUAUAUAUAUUAUAUUUUUCUCGAUUAGAAGAGUAACCACGACAAGAGAAUAUCCAGUUGAAUUUAGAAUUUGUGAAUGUGCGGUGAGAAUCCUUUGUCUUACCUGUUCCUUCCAAUCUUAUUGUUAUCAUCAUCAUCAUCGUCAUCAUUAUUAUUAUCAUUAUUAUUGUUAUCGUAUCGUAUUAGUGUUAUCAUUCGUUUCUAUUACUCGACUUUGUUUGAAGUGUUCGUAAUUGGUGAUUUUUCUACGAUAUCAUCCUUUCUUAAUUCUCCAUAUUGUUUUCUAAUAUAAAUCACGAUGGAAUUCUUAUAUGAUGGAACAUUUAAUGUAGUGCUACGAUAAGGAAUCGAUCAGAUCAAAGGAACAAAAGGAUCGUCAUAACUCUUUGUGUCUUCAGUCUGAAAAUUUCUAAGAAAUUUUAGCGAUCAAGUAUACAGAAGAUGGAUGUGCCAAAUGCAACACCUAUAAUACCAACAGCCUCGUUGGAGUUGAAAACAAGGAGAGCUCAGUUCCAAACGCAAACUUCGACCUUGGAUACGAGAAGAAGGCAAGCGGUUUGUGUUAGAAGGGCAUGUAAAAAGUAUGGACCGAAAAAAAAUUCAAACAUUGUUCUUGACGGGCUCAACAUGACAGUGCCUAAAGGUGCAAUUUAUGGUCUCCUUGGUGCCAGUGGUUGUGGAAAAACUACAUUAUUAUCCUGCAUUGUGGGUCGAAGACGUCUUAAUUCCGGAGAAAUUUGGGUAUUAGGUGGUAGGCCAGGAUCAAAGGAAUCAGGUGUACCUGGUCCACGAUUAGGAUACAUGCCACAAGAAAUUGCACUUUACAAUGAAUUUUCGAUAAAAGAAACAUUUUUAUAUUUUGGCUGGAUCGCAGGUAUAUCGACCGAACAGAUUGACGAGAAAUUAGAAUUCCUUUUAAAGUUCUUGGAAUUACCAUCGGAGAAUCGUUUUAUAAAGAAUCUUUCUGGUGGACAACAGAGAAGGGUUUCAUUUGCUGCAGCAUUAUUGACAGAUCCAGAACUUUUAAUACUUGAUGAGCCAACCGUAGGAGUUGAUCCUGUUUUACGUCAAAAUAUUUGGAAUCAUUUGGUUCAUUUAACGAAAGAUGGUAAAAAGACAAUAAUUAUAACGACACAUUAUAUCGAGGAGACCAGGCAAGCUAGUAUAAUUGGACUGAUGAGAGGAGGUAAAUUUCUUGCUGAAGAAUCACCGACUAAGCUAAUGGAAAUGCAUAGAUUGGAUACUCUGGAGGAAGUCUUUUUAAAACUCAGCAAACGUCAGAACAUGGGUCUCAGAAGGAGAAGUAGUAUUCUCAGUAGUGUUACAGGUGUCCCACCGGAAAUUGACGUUGAUGACGAGAUGAGUGGCGAGUUUGGUGACAACGUUAGUAUUUCUAGUCGAAGAAGGAGCAUAGUAGUUAUGGAUGACGGAAAUUUACCGGAAUUACCACCGGAGGAAAAAAGUUCAUUUAAAUUCAGCAUGUUAAAUCCACAACAUAUGAAGGCAUUAAUCUGGAAAAACUUUUUAUGGAUGUGGAGAAAUGUUGGCAUGAUGGCGUUCAUCAUUGGUUUACCGGUAAUACAAAUCGUCUUAUUUUGUAUCUCUAUCGGAAAGGAUCCCACUGGUUUGAAAAUAGCAAUCAUAAACAAAGAACUUAAGAAUAGUACGGACAUGUGUAUACCAACGUUUGGCUGUGAUACCUCACAACUGAGUUGUCGAUUCUUGGAUCAUUUAAAGAAUAGAUCUGUGAUCUUUUUACCUUAUGAAACUGAAGAAGAAGCCGAGUAUGCCGUACAAAAGGGCUUGGUUUGGGGUGUUAUAUCAUUUCCAGAAAAUUACACGGAAGCUCUAAUUACAAGGAUAAAAUAUGGCAAAGAUGUGGAAGAUUGGGAUCUUGUAUACUCAUCGAUGAACAUCAUUAUGGAUAUGUCGAAUCAACAAAUCGGCCAACUCUUGCAAAGGAGUAUCCUGUAUUCUUAUUUCGAUUUUGCUCGUGACGUUACUGUUGCAUGUAACUACAGUGAAAAAUUGACUAGCAUACCUUUAGAUUUUAGAACACCGAUCUAUGGACCACUGAAUCCAAAUUUCACUGACUUUGCAGCACCAGGAAUUAUUUUGACUAUUAUCUUUUUCCUAUCGGUUGCUAUCACAUCCGGAGCAAUGUUACUAGAAAGGAACGAAGGUUUAUUGGAGAGAAGUUUGGUGUCUGGUAUAACUGGUCCUGAGAUAUUAUUUGGUCAAGUGAUAACGCAAUUCGUGGUAAUGACUGGACAAACUCUAAUGGUAUUGAUUUUCAGCUUCGCUGUGUUCAAAGUUACUUGCGAGGGUAAUAUCGGCUGGGUUUUAUUGUUAACUAUACUCACAGGAUUAUGUGGAAUGUGUUUUGGAUUUGUUAUAGCUUGUUUCUGUGAAAAUGAAAGAAGUGCAACUUACGUUGCAAUGGGAUCCUUCUUACCGAUAGUUAUGUUAUGUGGAAUAAUUUGGCCAGUCGAAGGAAUGCAUCCUGCUCUUAGUUAUAUCAGUUUUAUUCUUCCAUUAACGAAGAGUACCGAAUCAAUGAGAACUAUGUUAGCUAGAGGCUGGAGUAUAUCACAGUCUUCAGUCUACAAUGGUUUUAUUGCCACUUUUAUCUGGAUUACUAUCUUCCUUACUCUCGCUAUAUUAUUAAUUAAAUUUAAGAAGGGAUAG
This is a messenger RNA of Vespa mandarinia (Asian giant hornet), 2709 nucleotides long. Its product is annotated as ABC transporter G family member 23. NCBI's taxonomy places the organism in Eukaryota, Metazoa, Arthropoda, Insecta, Hymenoptera, Vespidae. Gene Ontology annotation, cellular component: membrane. Gene Ontology annotation, molecular function: ATP binding; ABC-type transporter activity; ATP hydrolysis activity. The record is from RefSeq and is a predicted model, not a curated record.